UUGUCAGCGCUCCUGCCUGCCGCGGUCAGUCUGUUGCUGGAGUUGUUACAGCUUUGAACUAUCUGACCCUCAGUCCGUCAGUUUUUCCAUUCGACCACAAUGAGGGAGAUCGUGCACCUGCAGGCCGGCCAGUGCGGCAACCAGAUCGGAGCCAAGUUCUGGGAGGUGAUCAGCGACGAGCACGGCAUCGACCCGUCCGGGACGUACCAUGGGGACAGCGACCUGCAGCUGGAGCGAAUCAACGUCUACUACAACGAGGCGACAGGUGGGAAGUAUGUCCCCCGUGCAGUCCUGGUGGACUUGGAGCCAGGAACGAUGGACUCUGUGAGGUCGGGUCCCUUUGGCCAGAUAUUUAGACCAGACAACUUUGUAUUUGGCCAGAGCGGAGCAGGUAACAACUGGGCCAAAGGCCACUACACCGAGGGAGCGGAGCUGGUAGACUCUGUCCUGGAUGUGGUGAGGAAGGAGGCAGAGGGAUGCGACUGCCUCCAGGGCUUCCAGCUCACACACUCCCUGGGUGGAGGAACCGGUUCUGGCAUGGGCACGCUGCUUAUCAGCAAAAUUCGAGAGGAGUAUCCGGAUCGCAUCAUGAACACUUUCAGCGUAGUGCCCUCCCCUAAGGUGUCAGACACGGUGGUGGAGCCGUACAAUGCCACCCUGUCUGUCCACCAGCUGGUGGAGAACACAGAUGAGACCUACUGCAUUGAUAAUGAGGCCCUGUAUGAUAUCUGCUUCCGUACACUGAAACUCACUACACCCACCUAUGGUGACCUCAACCACCUUGUAUCAGCCACCAUGAGCGGGGUGACCACCUGCCUGCGCUUUCCCGGACAGCUCAAUGCUGACCUGAGGAAGCUGGCGGUCAACAUGGUGCCCUUCCCCAGGCUGCACUUCUUCAUGCCAGGCUUUGCCCCCCUGACCAGUCGGGGCAGCCAGCAGUACAGGGCACUGACAGUCCCUGAACUCACCCAGCAGAUGUUUGAUGCCAAAAACAUGAUGGCUGCUUGUGACCCACGCCACGGGCGCUACCUUACUGUCGCAGCCAUCUUCCGGGGCCGCAUGUCCAUGAAGGAGGUGGACGAGCAGAUGUUGAACGUGCAAAACAAGAACAGCAGCUACUUUGUGGAGUGGAUCCCUAACAACGUCAAGACGGCCGUCUGCGACAUCCCUCCCCGCGGCCUCAAGAUGGCCUCAACUUUCAUCGGCAACAGCACAGCCAUUCAGGAGCUGUUCAAACGCAUCUCAGAGCAGUUCACUGCCAUGUUCCGCCGCAAGGCCUUCCUCCACUGGUACACGGGCGAAGGCAUGGACGAGAUGGAGUUCACAGAGGCUGAGAGCAACAUGAACGACCUGGUGUCCGAGUACCAGCAGUACCAGGACGCCACUGCUGAGGAAGAGGGCGAGUUUGAGGAGGAAGGCGAAGAGGAAUUGGCCUAAACAACAGCAAUGACCCGUUUCUUACUAUGCAAGAGUUAAGUGCUGACAAUAAUAAAACAAUAACCUCAAAAUUAUACAACAUCUUAAUGGGAGUGCAAAGAAAUAAAAAUGGUGUUGUUUUUAAAAUGUCCAA
Molecule: messenger RNA, 1570 nt
Organism: Pleuronectes platessa (European plaice)
Lineage: Eukaryota; Metazoa; Chordata; Actinopteri; Pleuronectiformes; Pleuronectidae
Product: tubulin beta-4B chain
Exons: 7
Coding region: 100-1437 (445 amino acids)
Biological process (GO): mitotic cell cycle; microtubule cytoskeleton organization
Cellular component (GO): cytoplasm; microtubule
Molecular function (GO): GTP binding; GTPase activity; structural constituent of cytoskeleton
Source: RefSeq, a predicted model, not a curated record